Messenger RNA from Sclerotinia sclerotiorum 1980 UF-70, 3321 nucleotides. RefSeq lists its product as hypothetical. The transcript has 5 exons. Gene Ontology annotation, molecular function: phosphopantetheine binding. The record is from RefSeq and is a predicted model, not a curated record. Bases 1 to 3321 code for a protein of 1106 amino acids. Lineage: Eukaryota; Fungi; Ascomycota; Leotiomycetes; Helotiales; Sclerotiniaceae.
AUGGCGAUAAAUCCAGAGACUUCAGAAGUUCCUUCAGAUUGUGGAAAGCGGUUGGCUGCCCAUUAUAUACAUCAAGUUGCCAUCGAUGAUCCUCAUCGAAUAUGCAUAUCCAUACCAUUGACUUUCGAGCCACGUGAUGGAUUCGAGGACAUUACGUUCUGUCAACUCGACAAAGCCAUAGAUGUCGCCUCGAUAUGGGUUGAAGAAAAAAUUGGCAUUGGGAAAGACUACGAAUCUAUUGCCUACAUUGGUCCACAUGAUCUGCGGUAUAUAUUAUUAAUGAUAGCCGCGAUCAAAACUGGACACAAGCUUUUUGUACCAUCCCCUCGAAACAGCCUAGAGGCUCAUGUCAAAUUACUAAAAGACUACCGAUGUGAGAAUUUUUUGUUCGCGGGGGAUUCACCAUCUUCUUGCAAAAUUGUAAAUGGCAUUCAAAAUCAAAUCGAUCUUCGAACCAUAGCUGUCCCUACCUUGAAUCACUUUCUCCAUCCUUCAUUCGAUGCCCCUCAUUAUGAGUAUAGCGCAACCUAUGACGAAGCGAGGUUUCAGCCUUUCGUUGCAAUGCACACAUCUGGGACCACAGGGAUACCCAAGCCCAUUGUAAUCCCCCAAGGUGUUAUUACAGGUCUUGAUGCUUCUCAAAAAGCUUCUUCACUUUUUGGCAUUUGCACAGGUUCUGAUUACUGGCGAGGCUUACGAUGCUUCUUAACAUUCCCAUUAUUCCAUGCCGCCGGAGUGAGUAGGGUCAUGACUGCUUUGUUCUUUAAUCAAAUAGCAGUACUUCCACCCCCUGUUCCAUUAACUGCGGAGAUAGCAAAUGAGGUUCACAUGCAUGGUAACGUGCAGGCCGCGGACUUACCUCCUUCAGUGCUAGUUGAAAUCUCAAAGGUUCCUGAAUAUCUAGAUAACCUUCAUCAUCUCACCCACAUCAUGACAGGAGGUGGACCAUUGCCUAAUAGAGCUGGAGAUAUCAUCAAUUCUCAUACUCGAUUAUUUGUGAGUUUUGGAUCGACAGAGACGGGGCAUAUUCAAGGUGCUGUACCACCCAGAGAGAAUUGGGAUUACUUCGAUUUUUCCACGGCAUUCGGUGUUGAAAUGCGUCAUCACUCAGAUGAACUCUAUGAAUUCGUCAUCAUUCGUGAUCCAUCAGUAGAAGCUUAUCAGGGAAUCUUUUAUACAUUCCCCGAUCUUUUAGAAUACAAAACGCGCGACCUUUUUUCGAAGCACCCCACAACGAAAAAUCUCUGGCGUCACGAGGGCCGUUCUGAUGAUAUUAUCGUCUAUUCCACAGGAGAAAAGUUCAAUCCAAUUAGCAUGGAGAAUGCUUUGAAUUCUCACCCAGAGGUUAAAACUGCUAUAGUUUCUGGUACUAAGAAAUUUCAAUCAUCCUUAUUAAUUGAGCCAGUCGAUCCGAAGAAGUCUAGCGAGUCGCUCCUAGAUGAAAUUUGGCCGACAAUAAAAACGGCAAAUAGUAAUUGUCCCGCACACGCACGAAUAAUGGGCAAAGACUUUGUGACGUUUACCAAGAGAGAUAAACCAAUUCCUCGAGCUGGGAAAGGAACAGUGCAGCGAAAGCAAGCUGAAAAACUAUACGAGACAGAACUCAAUGAUCUUUAUGCACCGAAGAGUGCUGGGCACCACGUGAACGGAGACAACACAAAUGGAAACAACUGCGCUCCUCACGAAGCCAGCUCUGACCUAGAGAGUACAAUUCUUCAAGCCAUUUCAAGUUUAUCAGGAUUUGAGAAUUUCUCUUCAUCUGAUGAUUUCUUUGAGCAGGGUUUGGACUCUCUAGGUGUGAUAUCCUUAGCGAGAGCAUUAAAUUCAGCAUUCGGAUCCCAAAGCCCUCCGCGAAAAUCAUUACCAGAGUCAAUGAUAUAUGCAAAUCCAAGUGCAGAGAAAUUAGCACGCGCCUUAUCCGGCGCAGUCAAAAAUGAAAAUGAAAAUCAUGAUGAGAUGAAGAAAGAAUACGAACGUUUCGUGUUUGACCUACCUAUUGCUGCUCGACCACCGAUACCAGCUAAGGGGCCCAAGGUAUUUCUAUUAACUGGAUCUACUGGCUCUUUAGGCUCGUAUAUUUUGAGUACCCUACUUGAAGAAGAUAAGUCGUGCAAGAUUUAUUGCCUGAAUAGAGGCGGCGAUUCCAAGGAGCGCCAGCAUAGGUCGAACACAUCCAAGGGUCUCUCAACAGAUUUCGAGCGUGUGGAAUUCAUCAGCAUGGCGACAGGUCCUGCAGAGCCUUGGCUAGGUGUAAAACUUGCACAAUAUCAGAAGCUACUCAAUGAAGUCACGCACAUCGUCCAUAAUGCAUGGCAUGUUGACUUCAACGUAUCGCUUAGCCAAUUUUGUGCAACGCAUAUUCGUCGCAUUCGUCAAUUAAUUGAUUUCGCUGCACAUUCAAAACACGGUUGUUCCAUCCACUUUAUUUCCAGCAUUAGCACGGUUGGAAACUGGGAUGUUAAUGCUCAUAAAUCAAGCUCAUCCACUCAUAAUGACUAUCCCACACAAUCCCACCAAAAACCAGAACAAACAUCCGCGCAACCCCUCGUGCCGGAACUUCCAUUCGAAGAUUGGUCGCUUCCGCAAGGUUUAGGAUACGGACAAGCGAAAUUUAUCGCGGAGAGAUUAUUUAUCUCCGCGUGUCGUGUUUCUCACAUCCCCAUCUCCAUCUACCGCGUAGGACAAAUAGCCGGUCCGAAAAGUAGCAAAGGAAAGUGGAACGAACAAGAAUGGUUCCCGCUGAUAUUGAAAUCUUCAAAAUAUAUGAAAAUACUUCCAUCUACACUUGGGCCUCUAGAAACUAUCGAUUGGAUCCCUGUUGAUAUUCUUGGAAAAGUAAUUUAUGAACUCGUUACUACGUUGUCUUGCAAUUCGCAAUCUCAAAUAUCCGACUCCAAUCCCACCAGUACGUCUACAGAACCUACAUCUACCCCAAAAAUCUACCACCUCACCAACCCCCACCGAACAACCUACUCCCGCACCAUCCUCCCCCAUCUAAAAACCCACUUCGCGCUCCCCACAAUCCCUUUCAGCGAAUGGGUACAUCAUCUUCGAUAUACCGCUUCUACAACGAUAUCAGAUAAAGAAAUUAAUGAUAAUCCCGCUGUGAAGAUCCUUUCAUUCUAUGAGGAUUUAGUAGAGAGGGAGAAGGAGGGGAAGAAGCAGGUUUGGCUUGAUACGAGGAGAGCGGUGGAGGGGAGUAGGAUGUUGAGGGAUUUGAGGGAGGUGGAUGAGGGGUGUGUGGGGAGUUGGUUGGUGCAGUGGGGACUUCUCACAUAUCACACAUAUGCCCAAGUAAGAUUAGAAGAAAUAAAGACUUGA